Messenger RNA from Austrofundulus limnaeus, 4276 nucleotides. RefSeq names its product WD repeat containing planar cell polarity effector (gene wdpcp). NCBI's taxonomy places the organism in Eukaryota, Metazoa, Chordata, Actinopteri, Cyprinodontiformes, Rivulidae. The record is from RefSeq and is a predicted model, not a curated record. Gene Ontology annotation, biological process: nervous system development; cilium organization; establishment of protein localization. Gene Ontology annotation, cellular component: axonemal basal plate.
CACCAAAUGAGCAGCUAGCUGGUAGCAUGAAUAUUUGUCGCUUAGCUUCUUGUCAGAGAAAUGUGGAGAACAUCGAUUUGUGCAGAUUAGCAUAACAACGAUAUGAACAUAACUUGCCUGUAUGUUGGAUUAACCUUUCUUUUUCAGUGAAAGACGGUGAAGUUAGGCUAAAGUAGCRUUGUGUCAGAGAGCAUGUUACCUAAACUAUAAUAUAAGGACAUCAACUCCAUAAACUAGUUUUUCAUUCCCCGUCAAGAAGAUAAUUAAGCCGCAGACUCGGGUUACACUCCUCCAUCAGAUGGCGUUCUGCCUGGCUGAGCUGCACUUGUGGUCCACCAAGAGCUCGCUCCAAGUUAAAGAUACAGAUAUUGGCACCUAUCAGUACUACGAUAAAGGAGAGCCAGCUCGAGGCUAUCCGUGGACCCCCAGUAACCGGCGACCUGAAAAGCUACGUGAUUUGCUGAAGGAGCUGGAGGAACUGCUGCAGACCAACACCUGCAUUCACACCAGAUGGAGAACCAAGAACUGCUGCCAGGUGAUGCUGAGCAGUGGAGUGCUGGUGACUCUCACUCUAAACGGACCCCAGCUUGAACAUGUUUGUAUAGAUCGCAUAUUAGUGGGUCGACUUCCUGCCAACACUGUGACUGAUGCGGUGCUGAGCAAUCAUCUGAUUCUGCUGUCCUUCCUGGAGCARAGCCAAGUGGCUGCAGUGUACCUGAACAAAAAGAACCAGGAUUCUCUGGAGACUGGCAGGCGAACAGACAAACUCUCACCUUCUGAAAUUAAGGUGGUGUGCGCAGAGUUGRGUGGGUGUAGUCGUAAGCGCCACCGACGUGUGUGUCUCAACCGUCUCCAGGAUGUGGCGCUCUGCUGGUGGAACCUGGAUGAAGCCAGCGAGGAGCUGUGGCCRUGGCCUCAAACAGACACACACAGGAACAACCUGUUCCUGAUUGGCUGCUCACCUUCUGAAGGCCUGAAGGUUCUGUGUUCUGUCCGGACUGAGGGCAACCCUCUGGACUGCAGCUUUAGCCAGCUUCAGCACUACCAGAUGCUGACGGUGGAGUUACCUGCAGGACCUCGGGGGGUCCGACAGGCCUCCUGCGCUCACACCUGUGUGUACGAAUGCUCACGAGGGCGACUGCACCGCCUGUCCGCCGGCGCCGUCCCACUGCCUUCGCCUCCURUCUCCUGUGCCCGUCAUCCCUCUGAGACCGCUCUCCUCUUGGGUUUGAGCGACUCCUCCGUAGUUCUUCACGACCAGAGACGGGGGGUCUCGUUGCUGGCCUCCUGCCCUGUGCCACCCACUUACAUGGYCUGGCACCCCGCGGGGGCUGUUGCCAUGUUAGCAGGAGGCCAGGAGGAACUGAUGUGCUUUGAUGURAGCUUGGCACCUUUAAACAUGGCACUUCUAGCAGAGGAGGUAGCUCCAGCGGCUACGUUAAACCUGACUCAGCACAUGCGCUGCUCUGGAGGCCUGGUUGGACUGAAGUGGGGGACAGGUUUGGAUGGAGGCCCAGAAGGGACGGACAUUCUGACAUUAGUCUUCGAUGGGGGACCACUAGCUGCCUUAAGAUUUAAACUAGGAGCUCUGACAGGGGGCCAGCUGGGUCUGGGUGAGCUGCUGCAUCAGAGGCUACGUUGUGGGCAGGUCAGGGAGGCUCAGGGCRUCCUGGAGGCGAUGGACUGGAGCACCAUGGGGUACGAGUGCUAUCGAGGCCUGAGCUCCAUCGUGAACCACCUGCUGAGACUGCAGCUGAACGCUGAGCGGGAAGCCCAGCUAGAAGCARCUCUGGGUGUGUUUUACGCCCCACCCGUCCCUCUCUCUGAUACUGUGAUAUUAGAGUACAGGGAGCCAGUCAGCAAGUGCGCUCGCCGCUUUUUUCACCACCUCCUCAGGCAUCAGCGCUUCGAGAAAGCCUUCCUCCUCGCUGUAGAUUUAGAAGCUCGAGAUUUAUUUAUGGACCUCCAUUAUGUUGCCAGUGAUAAGGGUGAGGUGGUGUUAGCGGAUGUGGCCAAAAGGAAAGCUAAGGAAAUCGAAGCCCAAACUAUCGCAGCCAACGCUGAUCCUCGGAGUGGCAGAAACGAUUCCAGCUUCAGUGAACAAGCAGCAGAGAGGAACCGGAGCACGAACCCUUCGUCCUCACACAACGUCACAACUCGCGCCGACGGAGCCAAUCAGAGAAGACCUCAAACAGAAUCCAUCCAGGUGACCGUCAGCCCAGAUCUUCUCAGGAUUCUGAGACAAACAGGAAGCAGCAGACGUGACACAGACGGGGGAAACAAAUUUGUCAAUGAAGAGCAGAGUAAACGAAAGGGGAAACGUCUUGACGCGGAGACGUCGGGUUCGAUGGGAAGCGCUGGAGCCUGCGGGCCGGCGAGCCUCCAUGGAGGGGCUGCAGGGAGAAAACAAGUUGGAACGAGGCUUCGCCACAUCCUUUCCAGCUUCUCCGUUCUCCUGUUGUCGUUCACCCUGAGGAUGUGACGACGUCGUCAAAAAAGCAGCAGCCCCCCCUGUGACAUUGUCAGACUCUCGGACCUCGCGACGCAGGAAGUCCUGGCCUGGCGCCCUGCGUGAUGCCAUCGGUGUGAAAACAAGCGGCACCGUUUGGGAACUGCUUAUCAGCUACAAGUUUUGGCCGACGAAGCAAUCAGUCCACCCGACAGAAGUAGAGAGGUGACCAAAUCUCCCAGCACACUCUGGGAUCAGGUAACCAGUGUGCUCCUGUAAUUCCACCCAGCUGAAGAGAAAAAGGCGGCUCCACGCCGAGCCUCCAAACCCUGGGAGGACUCUUCGGAUUCCUCUCGGAGCUUUAGAGCCUGAGCCGGCUGGACUUGGACUCAGCAGUGGAGCCCACUCAAAGCGACUCUUCUCUCGUCUUUGAGUUUGGAUUCCAGAGGUGGUCGGCGGCUUUGCCGAACACUUCAAAAAUCCCACAACAGACGCACACCCCCAAUAAAAACCCACCUACAGCAGCUUCCAGCUUCGUGCGCUCAGACUUCAAGACAAAUYGAGGCCUGACAAAGCAAAGAAACCRGAGCCRCCGGGCCGAACUACACCCACGUCGCUGUACAGUUGACCCCAGAUUAACCUCCCUGGUAAAUAUAAUCCUCCUCCAUGUCACCUCUCGCUGCUCGCACCGGCCUAUGAACACGCCAGGAUGCCAAGGUCUGGCUGCUUCUGACAGCCAAUGAAAGACGAGCAACAGUCUGAGUGUUUUUUUUUUUCUUCGUUAAUGGAAGAACGCAGUCCCAGCAUGCAGGCCGCUAUCGGUGCAUCUCCUGGUCCCUCGACUCGCCGUCGUUCUCACACGAGGCCUGUGAGGUCUCGUUCAGCCAAAUACUGGCGGAUCAGUCGUUAUCGCUCUCKCCGAGAUCUGAAUCGAAGCGCUCAUGCAGCAAGAACGGUCCGGCUCGGUUCCGGUUCACGUCCCGGGACAGAGUGUGAACUAAAUGUCAGCGGCUUCCGGUCCACCCACACUCGCUCGUUGCGGAGCGGGCGAGAGGUCAGGAGGUCAAACGGUUCACAGCAGGCGCUUCAGCUGAGUUCAGGGCACAGCACUGACUGUGGCCUUCUGAGGACGCAGCUGCAAAACAACCAAUUAUUUCCCUCUUUUUUAAAGUAAAUUGAUUGUAUGCAUGUUUUUGUAUCUUUUUCAGCUUCUUGUCGUGAGUUACUCUGCUUUAAAAACCACCAUGUUUACAUGUUGAACAAGCACAAACUGUCGUCCGUAUUUGUUCUUUCUGCAGCAGAGGUUGGUUUUCAGACGAGUCGGAGCUCCAGCAGCAGCUCAGUGGCUCUGCAGCGUUUUGGGAGAUAAAGAUGUUUUCAUUUUGUUCUUGCUCCUCUGGUUGUGGCRCCUUUACGGACCAGAUGAAGACGGGUUUCGGGACGUUUUGAGGUCUUUUCUGCUCCUGUUGUCUGGUGAAACCUGCAGAACCAGAGGCUCUCUGAUGGAUCUGAAUUUACACUUUUACUCAUUCUCAGAUGAAAAUUUUUUACAUUUCAAAUGAGAGUCGUGAACUGUUUUUAAAUAUUUGAGUUUAGUUUCUGAGAAGGAUUCAUAUUCAAAAUAAUUUAAUUUCCACUGAUUAAAUUUUCACUUUUCAGUGAACUUCAGUUUUCACUUUUUCAUCUGUAAGUUAUCUUUGUCAUAACAUUUGAGUAAAAUAGAAAGUUUAUUAAUUCCUUCAUGGUUUUUGUCUUAAAAAGCAAGAAAAAAGCUUCUAAUUAAUCCAAUAUACCUUUAAAUUAAGACAAAUUAAAAUUUGAGUGAUU